AAUUAAAGUGAGCCAAGGGAGAGCAGCCAGGAAGAUGGCGACGAACGAAUCAGUUGCGAAAGACUGCUCCAGUAAUACAAGCAAACAACAACCCGCUCGAUGUCGCAAGAACGAGUGGGUGAAAUUAAAUGUUGGUGGAACAAUAUUUAUGACCACUCGAACGACAUUAUGUCGCGAUCAGAAGUCAUUCUUGUACCGGUUAAUACAGGACGAGCCGGAUUUGAACUCGGAUAAGGAUGAUAUUGGAGCAUUCCUAAUUGAUCGAGACCCAACUUACUUUGGUCCAAUUCUAAAUUACUUACGACAUGGGAAAUUAGUUAUAAAUAAAGAUUUAGCAGAAGAAGGUGUCUUGGAAGAAGCGGAAUUCUAUAACAUCACUCCAUUAAUAAAACUUGUUAAGGAAAAAAUCACAGAGAGGAAUGCCAAACAAGACCAGACUCACAUGAAGAAUGUCUAUCGAGUACUUCAGUGUUCAGAGGAAGAAUUAACACAGAUGGUAUCAACUAUGUCAGAUGGCUGGAAAUUUGAACAGUUAAUAAACAUUGGUUCACAGUACACAUAUGGAACUGAAGACCAUGUAGAAUUUCUAUGUGUGGUUUCCAAAGAAUGCCCUAACAUUGUCAAUGGACAAGAAAAUGAACCUACUGAUAGAGCAAAGGUGUUACAACAGAAAGGAUCUCGGAUGUGAAUAAGAACCCUAACUUAUACUGCUUAUUGUGUGCCCUACUGCAGGGAAUAAUCCCUAAACACUGCUGUGGUCUAAGGAACAUUUUCUGUCUUUCUCAAAUGAAAGUGUGUUUAUAUUAUUCAUUUUUUUUUAAACUGAAGGAAGAGAGAUUUCAUUCUUUCUCUUUCAUAAAAGAAAAUGUGAAUUGUAACAGCAAAAAGAGAAAACAAAGUAAGAAAGAAAGAAGGAAACUAGAAAAAAGACAAGACAGAGAAAAGAAAGAAUGCAAAAUGAUUCACAAAGACCCCUUCAUUACAGUUUCCUCCAAUCUAAAAUUGGAAUAAAGGAAACCUUUAAGGAAGCAUUGGUUUCCAAUAAUUGUUUUUUUUUUUAUUGUUGUACACAUUUCCUACCCUCCCCAUUCUCCUUCCCACCACUUUAAUCACCACUGUAAAAAGCAGCAGUAAUAAAACAAUCCCCUGUCUUACACAAUAGGGUUGUGCCUCUUGAACCCCUUCCUUUUUCCACCUCCCACAUCAGUUUGGUCAGUCUGUCUUUUAACUCGUCAGGCUACUCUUGGAUCAUCACAUAUCAACAUUUCAAAAUCUGUGCUUAGUUGCGUGUGCAUGUGUGUGUGUGCAUGCAUAUCUCUGUUUAAAUGUAGGAACUAUGCUGUCAACCACUUACCAUGGGUUUCAUACAGCUUCAUGUUGUAAUCUUCACUGAUUCAGUAAAAUUCAGUGCAAGCUGAAAAAAUGAAUGAAUAAAUGAAUGGCAGCUCAUGUGAACAUGUUUACCAUUUCACACCAAACAGUAAACAUGAGCUGACAUUAUUAUUCAUUCAUUUAUCACUAUUGUAUGGACAUCUCAGUUCUCACACAUAUACUUGCUUACAGCCAUGCACACACACACACACACAUUUUAACUAGUUAUACAUACACACCUAUUUUAAUUAACUAUAUACACACCACACACAUAUACACAUAUAUUACACAUGAGUCAUAUUAGACCAUCAAAAUUCAUGCUUUGUAAGUUUGUCUGAAGAGAAAUAUGUAAGUUGCAUUUUCUCAUUUCAAUAGAUAUGUAUAAAUACAAGAAACACAGCUAUUUUUUCUUCUCUUUAUUUUGACUUUAUUUAAAUAUUUUAUUUUUUUAUUUUAAUUUUUAUUUCUCCUAUAUCCAUUUUCUUUUCUAUUUUGUUAACCAAAUUUUUACAAACCAUUCUUAAACAAAAAAAAACCUGAACUCAUCUGAAAGUUCUAAAUUUAAUUGAACUCUUAAAUUCUCUGUGGACCCUAAUGAAAAUGGGGAAAAAAAAGGAAAAAAAUAGGGUAAAAAACACUAAAACAAAGCAACUGGCUUCAGGAACCAGUUUUGAAACCUGCUGACUAAAAACCUGUAAAUGAAGUAGUUAAAUUCUUUAUGUGUCACUUUAA
Octopus sinensis (East Asian common octopus) is the source of this 2103-nucleotide messenger RNA. Its product is annotated as BTB/POZ domain-containing protein KCTD5. Gene Ontology annotation, biological process: protein homooligomerization; proteasome-mediated ubiquitin-dependent protein catabolic process. Gene Ontology annotation, cellular component: Cul3-RING ubiquitin ligase complex; cytoplasm. The transcript is spliced from 6 exons. The record is from RefSeq and is a predicted model, not a curated record. NCBI's taxonomy places the organism in Eukaryota, Metazoa, Mollusca, Cephalopoda, Octopoda, Octopodidae. Gene Ontology annotation, molecular function: cullin family protein binding. Bases 35 to 688 code for a protein of 217 amino acids.